AUGCUCCUGAAUGACCGUGGCACACCAGGCGAACUUGCGCGAGGUCCUGCAGAAUCAGGGCUACACGCUGGCACCUCGACGGAGAUUCAGCAGACGUGUAGACUUAGACGCGGCUACACGCUCCCAGCCGUCGGUUUGUCCCAUGUAGAAUCCUUGUUGAAUCCUUGUUGUUUCUGUGUUGUUUCCUUGUUCAUUCUGUGUUCAUUCUGGCCCAGUUUGCCAUCUCAGGAAGAUGUGCAAGGCCGCAUCUAUGACACCAGUGGGAGGCCCGUGGAUAUCUUGUACUUGGGAAUCCUCACAGCAGAGCACUUCCCAUUACAGCUGGAGCUACCCGACACAGGGACCAAAGCCUCCCUGCAGUUGAAAUUGGAAUUUCGCUUAGACGACGUUGGAGGUAAAGAGGAGGAGGACACGUCAUUUCUCCCCCUGAUGUCGGGCAGGAAGCGACGUGGCAGUUUGCGGCGGUCGCAGAGCUUGCAGUCUUUGGUCAACAACGUGGGCCGAGUCUUGCGGGUUUAUGUGCAGGCGAGCUGCAAUGGCCAGGGCCAGGUGCAAAAGACUUCUGUGCAAGAAGUGGAGCAGGGCUGCUCGACCACCUUCCUCGAAGAGGAGGGUCUCUUCUUCCAGGUCGGAGCUGCCUCAGAGCUGGGCCGGAAGGCCACGGAGCUGUUGAGCGCCGUGCGCAUUGCAGUCUACGAUAAGCGCAACUCUUGGAUCCGUGGCGACGCGUUGGUGGGCGAAGGAUGGCUCUAUCUACCACAAGAGGACGCAGAUCCGGAGGUGCAUCGAGGAAAACCGGUGACCCAAAAAUUGAAGCUCUAUCGCCGGGGUGUGGAAGUGGAGACGCAGGUCACUGUGACCUUUACGCUGCUGAAAGUGGACGAUGCGCGAGCAACGUUGGCACAAAGCGCCAAGCACUCCUUGCUGUCGGUAGCACGUGCGCUGGUUCAGCUAGCCCAGGUCCCUGGUGGCGUGAGUUUGUUGCUGAAGUCUUGUCCAAAGGAGCUGCGGAACGUGACGAAAGAGGAGAUCUACGAGGAACUGCACCAACUACAACAACUCCUCUUGGAGCCCUGGGCAGAAAGUGAUGAGGAAUUGUGUCUUGAAAAGAUGUCAGGCAUUGCCCGACAACUCUUGGACUUCGUGGAGCGUCAUGCCGACCCCGAUGCGGACAUCCCCAAGCUCAUUGUGGAGUGGAUGUUGCAUUUGUCUGCCCAGGUGCCAGUCCGUGGAGCUGUUCGUGGUACCAGCACCCGGGAGGCCUUGACCAACGAGGGGCGACUGCGUCGCUUCUUGGAAUCUGCACAGCUGCGCUUGGAGGGCCUUGUGCCUAUUGAUGCGGAAGGCGCAGUGGACGCAGCUUGGAAGAAGGAAGCGGUGGCGCUCAGGGAGAUUGGCAACUGGCACUACGCGCUAAUGCACCUGCCAGAGACAGCGGUCCUGGGCCGUGGCUCCUUUGGCACCGUAUGGCGCGCCAAGGACGCGCACACGGGCCGCUGCUAUGCGGUGAAGAACGUGACCGUGCCACCGCGUGGCCUGGCGAAGACCGCACAGCGUGAGAGCGAUGUGGCGGAUCGACUCAGCAAGGAGCCGCACAGGUGUGUGGUGCAGCUCUUUCACGCCAAGCAUUUUCCAGACCUUCGUCUCUACUGUUUCGUCAUGGAACUCUGCUCCAAAGGGAGCUUGACCGAACAUCUUCGACAGAUUUGGCAACGUGAAGAGGAUUACGUCCCUCCGCCAGAGGCCUUCUUUUGGAUUGGCCAAGUACUGCUUGGCAUCGAGCAUUUGCACACCAUGGGCAUGUUGGUCCGCGACUUGAAGCCGGACAACGUGGUACUCUCCGACGAAGGUCGGAAUGCCAAGCCUUUGGCGAAGCUCACAGAUUUCGGGCUCUGUCGUUUCGGCACCGAAGCAACCGGCGAGUGGACCUUCGGUGCACCGCCGGGGACGCCUGCAUACAUCGCCCCAGAGGUGAUCAAAGGGCAGGACUACGGCAAGGGUGCAGACUUGUAUUCAUUUGGCGCAGUGAUUUGGGUGAUCCUGGCGGGUGGCAUCAAGGUAGAGGGUCGGACCAAAGUGGAACCUCCCUGUGCUGCGAUGGCACACAAAUGGGACUACUCGGCCCUGGCGCACAACCAUCAGCUGAUCGCUGCGUGCAUCGCGCGGCCAGAGGAGACUGGCGCCAAGGCCUUGCCUUCGAAGGAGGCGGAGGACUUGGUCCUAAGUUUGAUCAAGGAGGAGGCGGACCAGCGCCCCUCGCUGGAAGAGCUACGAAGACAUCCACUGCUGUCGCCUUUGAAGCUGCCGCGACCCAGCGCCAGCAGCAAGGAGGUGGACGCGUGGCUAGCUCUCCUCGCACAAAAGGGCUGUCUGUGGCUCGUCCUGGAAGGGAACUGGUGGAAUUUGGGAUGA
Messenger RNA from Cladocopium goreaui, 2412 nucleotides. The record is from the annotation of a GenBank genome assembly. NCBI's taxonomy places the organism in Eukaryota, Dinophyceae, Suessiales, Symbiodiniaceae.